Molecule: messenger RNA, 2767 nt
Organism: Eutrema salsugineum
Lineage: Eukaryota; Viridiplantae; Streptophyta; Magnoliopsida; Brassicales; Brassicaceae
Product: TORTIFOLIA1-like protein 1
Exons: 6
Coding region: 189-2663 (824 amino acids)
Biological process (GO): unidimensional cell growth; circumnutation; multicellular organism development
Cellular component (GO): cortical microtubule, transverse to long axis
Molecular function (GO): microtubule binding
Source: RefSeq, a predicted model, not a curated record
GUCUUCUUCCUUCUCUGACCUAUUUCUUUCCAUAAUAACGAUGAUCGAAACUCAACAUUAGGUUUAAUCGAAUCUCCCAAAUUAGCCAUUGCAAUGGCUCACCAAGCUCUCUAACACUCACAAGUCAAAAACCCCAUCACCGUCGAAUCUCCUUCUCUUCCUUUCAUUCCUAUAUGUAACUAUUGCGAAUGGGCUCACAAACCGGUACGAAGCCUUUGAAACCUGCAAUGAAACCUUCAAAUGCUUCUUCCUUCUCCGUCAGAUCCUCCGUCGCUGUCUCGUCUCACUCGGCAAUGGUGGAAUUGAAGCAAAGGAUCUUAACCUCUCUCUCUAGAAUCGGCGAUCGCGACACUUACCAGAUCGCAGUCGAGGAUCUCGAGAAAUUCGUCGUCUCCGUCUCCGAUUCUCCCGAAAUCCUCCCGGUGCUACUCCAUUGCCUUUUCGAUUCCUUCGCCGAUCCUAAAGCCCCCGUCAAGAGAGAAUCAAUACGACUCCUCUCUUUUCUCUGCCUCUCUUAUUCCGAUCUCACCUCUUCGCAGCUCUCCAAAAUCAUCUCCCACAUCGUCAAACGCCUCAAGGACGCCGAUAACGGCGUGCGCGACGCUUGCCGCGACGCAAUCGGGUCUCUCUCCGCGCAUUUUCUGACGGAGAAGGAGGGAAAUGGAAAUUGCGCUGGGUCUUCGUUGGUGGGGCUCUUUGCUAAGCCCUUGUUCGAGGCUAUGGCAGAGCAGAACAAAAGCUUACAAUCUGGUGCUGCGAUUUGUAUGGGGAAGAUGGUGAAUUCAGCAUCGGAGCCUCCCGUUGCAGCUUUUCAAAAGCUGUGCCCUAGAAUCUCAAAGCUUUUGAAUAGCCCCAAUUACAUUACUAAAGCUUCCCUCUUACCUGUAGUUGGAAGCUUGUCUCAGGUUGGAGCUAUUGCACCCCAGAGCUUGGAAUCAUUGCUACACAGCAUUCAUGAGUGCCUUAGAUGUACGGAUUGGGUUACUCGUAAGGCAGCUGCUGAUGUCUUAAUCUCCUUGGCCGUCCAUUCUACUACUCUGGUUGCAGACAAAACGGAUUCCACUCUUACAGCUCUUGAGGCCUUUCGUUUUGAUAAGAUAAAACCUGUUAGAGAGAGCUUGUCCGAAGCACUAAACGUCUGGAAGAACAUUACUGGGAAAGGUGAAUCUGGAACAUCUGAUGACCAGAAGGAUGUAUCAUCUGAGCAAUGUAUAUUGGAAAGGAAUGGAGAAACCGAUUCAAUUUCAUGUGAGGGAGCAGGACCGGUGAUGCAAGGCUCUUCUGAUGGUUUGAGCAGUAACUCAGAUUCCAUUUCCAGAGCAGUUCUCAUCUUGAGGAAGAAAGCACCUCGGUUGACUGGCAAAGAUCUUAACCCAGAAUUUUUUCAGAAACUGGAAAAAGGAGGUUCUGGUGAUAUGCCUGUCGAAGUGAUUCUUCCCUGUAGGCAAAAGAAUUCGUCAAACUCAAACACAGAGGAUGAAUCAGACGCCAAUACUUCAGUAUCGAGGAGUAGGUCAAAAGGUUUGUGCAGAACAGGUGGUGUCCAUUCCAAACAAAGACAUUUUGGAGAUUUUGCUAGAGAGAAAUGGGUAGAUGAAAGAAUGAACGGAGGCGAAUCACGGUUGAGAUCAUUUGAUGGAGAUCAGACCGAAGUAAUCCAGGCGGAGGGAUCUGAAAACAGAGGGAAUUGGCCACCUUUACAGAGACAGCUAUUGCACUUGGAGAGACAACAAACUCACAUAAUGAACAUGUUGCAGGAUUUUAUGGGUGGUUCACACGAUGGCAUGAUAAGUUUGGAGAACCGUGUUAGGGGUCUUGAGAGGAUUGUAGAAGAGAUGUCAAGAGAAAUUUCCAUACAAACAGGUGUUAGGGGAAAAGCGGCAACAUGGAGGUCAGAUGUAGAUGGAUGGGAUAGUCCUACCUAUGGAGCUUCUUCGAGAAACGCUCAAACCAGCACAAGAAGAAUACGAGGCACUGGUCCUGUGGACUCUGAGCACUCAGGUAACGGCAGAAGAGCUUGGGACAAAAGCUCUGUCCCUAUUAGACUAGGUGAAGGACCUUCUGCUAGAAGUGUAUGGCAAGCUUCAAAAGAUGAAGCUACUCUUGAAGCAAUACGUGUGGCUGGAGAAGACGGUGGAGGAACGUCAAGGGCAAGGGGAGUAUCUAUUCCCGAAGCAGAAGCAAUAAUGGACGGUUAUGAUGAUGACCGUGGAGGACAAGAGCAUGACACUAUCUGGACUUGUUGGAGCAAUGCGAUGCAUGCACUCCGAGUUGGUGAUACGGAUUCUGCAUUUGCUGAGGUAUUAUCAACAGGGGACGAUCUUUUGCUUGUCAAAUUAAUGGACAAAACCGGUCCUGUUCUCGAUCAACUCUCGAAUGAUAUUGGAAACGAGGUUGUCCACUCUAUUGCACAGUUUCUCCUGGAUCAUACUCUGUUUGAUAUAUGUCUAUCUUGGAUUCAACAGCUGCUAGAGGUAAGUGUAGAAAACGGAGCAGCGUUUAAGGGAAUACCAUUGGAGUUAAAGAAGGAGCUUCUGUUGAAUCUACACGAAGCUUCUUCAACAACGGAUCCUCCCGAGGACUGGGAAGGUCUAGCUCCCGACCAUCUUUUGAUCCAAUUAGCAUCUAACUGGUCCAUCGAGCUCCAACAUUUUGAACCGUAAAUGUUUGAAAAGAAAAACAUCACACUGUACAGAUAUUAUGAUUCUUUCACUUGUGAAUCCAGUUCAAGCUGUAUUCUUUGUUGGAUAUGAUUCUUUUGAGUCAA